Protopolystoma xenopodis is the source of this 747-nucleotide messenger RNA. NCBI's taxonomy places the organism in Eukaryota, Metazoa, Platyhelminthes, Monogenea, Polystomatidea, Polystomatidae. The record is from the annotation of a GenBank genome assembly.
AUGGUCCUCGAGACGUCGGUGUCCUGUGACGGAUCGCCAAAGUGGCAGCAGUUACAGAGGCUGGCAGGCUCUAGCCCGCUUCAGUGUCCCGGUAGCCCCGGACGGCGCCGGAGCAUGAGCUUGAGCCAUCCAGUUAACGGGCGCCCCGAUGAGGCACCACUGAAGCCGGGCUGGCGGAUGAGCCGGUUGUCACAGAGACAACCCAUCAGCAACUCUCAGACGGUCGGUAAAGCCUUAGACCUCCGACUACCGGCCAAAAAGAUUGCGAAGCAAUUCAUACGGCAGGGCUCUGAGGACAGCCAAUCCGGCGGCUUCGCGCAUCUCAACCUACACAUGAUCCAACAUGCCGAAGACGAGCCUGGCCGUGGCUCGACCGUCCGUGGCUCGCCAUUCAGUAACGACGAUCCUGGCAACAACAAAAUCGUCAGGCGACGUCCACCUUUACUAUUGUCUAGUCGCACGGCUUCACAAGAGAUUGUGAAUCAUCGUCUUCGAGACGGGGAACACGGAGGGAACGAGAAAUGCGGACUCAAAAAGCGGUCGCUGGAACCAUUUUUACGUCAAGGUAGACACUGGGUGUGUCAGCGUCAGAUCGCCUUGUUACAAUACUAUCGCGGAGGCUGUCAUCAUGAGAGAGGUAGACAGCACCCUGGAGAAGUCACGGGGCCAGUCAUUUGUGUGGUUGUAAGGUUGGCUGCUGAUAGAUGUGUGAGGUUCCGUUGUGUAAUGGGCUUGCCAAAAUGGUGA